AUGUUUGUACAGUAUAGACGAAAGAUUUAUUGUCUUUCUUGUUUGAUUUUUUUCUCAUUCACUGUGUUGGUGUCAGCGUAUUGGGAGUUUGCUGAAAAUGAUGUGGCUCAAGUUCAACCUACCUGGAGUUGGUGUAUUAGAAAUAUGGGUCGUUACGCUUUUCCCGUGAAUUCUACAUAUUUUAAAUGGUUGGAGAAUCCGUGUUGCUUCGUUGAUAUGGAUGUCAAACGUAUUCAACAGGACGUUCUUUUCCGUGAAAGACAGAAUUGUUUUGUAUUUAUUGGUGAUAGUGUUGCAUAUCGAAAUUUUGGAUUUGUUGUUAAUUCAUUUCUUCCUUUUGGGCAUAUUAACGGAUACGAGAGAAUUAGAAAUGUUCCGGAUCACAUUAAUAUUUCUGGUCCCAUUUCAGAAUUUAAGUUGAUGUCUUUAAAUAUCAGCAGCGAUUCACAUGUUGAAACAUUUGUUAAUUCUCGUGAUUCUAAUAUUUCAAAGGUAAGAUAUACUAGUGUGCAUUAUUAUAAAAAUCGCUAUAUAAGUCUAUUAUCACCUUUGAUUGAGAGUAUAAUUAAUCAGACCGAUGAUGGGAUUGUUUUGAUUUAUGUGGGCACAUGGGACUUAAAUUGGCAAAUAAAUAAUAGGGAAAGGGUACCAAAUUUAGGUGGACCUUCACGUCAUUUUCCUACUGCUAUUAAGUACUGGACGAAAUAUGUUCGUGUGCUAAUGGAAGCCAUUCAACGUGCUCUUAAACGGAAACCGUUAAAUCGUCGUCCUAUAAUUAUGAUUCUGGAACAGUUUUCUCUUUAUUGUCGUGCGAGCCGAUUUGUUGGAAGAUCGAAUAUGUUCAAAAGAUGCAGUGAUUUUACACAACCCAUAGUUGUUCCAUUAUAUCGUCGUGUAGUUGCCGCCAUGGCAUGGCAUAUGAACAUUCCAGUUAUUCCUAGCGAACAUUACUUCAAAGAUAACUAUAAGUAUUGUAAAAUUUCUGACGGUGUUCACUUAGAUGAGGAGUGUAUGAUGACAGUGCAACAACAUAUUUGGAAUGCUUAUUUGCUUUUUCGUAGAAACCGUGUGGUACAGGGUUUAUUACCAGCGUUUCGGGAAUUACCUGAUCCAAUGACUUUUGUUAGUGCCGAGACGUACGCAGAGUGGCGUCAUCAUUUAGACGAUGUCGAGAGUGGUAAUACUGAAAAUAACGAAUUGCUACAGGUGGAAAUGGGUACUGCAUUUAUUGCCUUACUUUGGUUCUUUGCGCUUAUGUUUAUUUUGGGAAUACUUCUUUCAAGCAAAUGUAACAGGUCUUCUAUGAGACGUGAGGAAUCCUCAGGAAGGAAUAACUCUUUAUAUUAA
Trypanosoma theileri is the source of this 1347-nucleotide messenger RNA. Its product is annotated as glutamine-dependent carbamoyl-phosphate synthetase. The coding region runs from base 1 to 1347 and encodes 448 amino acids. The transcript has a single exon. The record is from RefSeq and is a predicted model, not a curated record. NCBI's taxonomy places the organism in Eukaryota, Euglenozoa, Kinetoplastea, Trypanosomatida, Trypanosomatidae.